AUGUCGCGAGAGUCAAAAUGGGGCAACUACUACGACAAGGAGAGCAAACACCCGUUCAUAUUGAAGAUGAUUGAUACCGCCAAUCAGAUGAUACCGACCUUCAAUGAAAUGUUCGACCAGGUAAGGCAAUUACACUUGAAAUAUAAUCUUUCAAUUUAGGAAAGCUUCUACGUCUUCGCGUUUUUCUUUGUAAUAGCGUCAUUUGGUAUAUCAUUUAUCCUGGCAAAGGUGUGUAAAAUACAAAUAAGGGAGUACGAUCUGUUCCCGGAAGAGAAAAUAAAUCUUCGAAGAAAAGAUAAAGUAGAAUGGAAGCCUGUGAACAUCUUUAAAACCCCAUGGCAGCACUGGACUGACAUCAAAAACCUUGCCAAGCAACAGAACAAUUAUCAAAACAAAGCUCAAACUGACAAAUCUCAAUAA
Molecule: messenger RNA, 420 nt
Organism: Bursaphelenchus xylophilus (pine wood nematode)
Lineage: Eukaryota; Metazoa; Nematoda; Chromadorea; Rhabditida; Aphelenchoididae
Source: the annotation of a GenBank genome assembly